CAAAAGGUUGCGUGAAAGUUGCACACCAACUGUAUGCAUGCCUGCGAACACGUUGUAGUUCAUUCAUAUCUCUAUAUAAAACCCGUCUACAUUAAAAGUGAUAGCAUUUUAAAGCAAGUUGUUCUUUCUGAGACCGCAUUUAGCUCAGUUUAAUUCAAACCACAAUGAUGUCAUACCUGUGGAUUUUCGUCUUGGGAAGUUUAAUCGUUACUGGAGUGAGGAUGCAAGAAGAUGCCCUGGAUGACGCUGAGAAUGAUGAGGCUGCAGCAGCUGACCUCACCCCAGCAGACGAAAAGGAAACAACGAUUCCUGAUCAAGCCAACACCAAUGCAGAAGAUUUACCACAAAAUUCAGACGACACAUCUGUCAGUGAGGCCGAUGGAGAGGAUCCUGAACCUGAAGACACAAACCCUGAACCAGAAGCUGCAUCAGAUGUCGAGCCCACAGCAGAGAGUCCUGAAGAACCAGCACCAGCUGAAGAGGAACCUGCUCAAGAAGAAGAAGAAGCUCCUGCUGAAACAGAUGAUGCGAGUGACGGUGCUUUAACAGAUGAUGCAGAUGAGGCAGAAGUAACAGAUGAUGCGAGUGACGGAGAUGUAACAGAAGCUGAUCCGCAGGUUGAUGAACCUGAAGUCACUGUAGCAGCUCCAGAGGAACCUGCAGGUAAAGUGGAAGAGGAACCAGCACAAGAGGAACCAGAAGAAGAUGAGGGAGAUGCACCUGAAGGUCCUGCUGAAACAGACUCCAGUGAUGUACCAGAGGAACCAAUUGAAGACACUGAGAAAACUGCGAGAGGAUUUGAUCUGUCUGAAGCUCUUGGGGAUUUAGAUGAGGAAGCUCAACCAGAAGAGGAUUUAGCAGAAAAUGCAUUUGGAGAUGCAGACAGGCAAAGCGCAGGUGACAGCGGUCCUGGGAAAGCACGCAGUGCAGGAGCAGUGUCUGACCCAAGUGACCAUGGAUCUGGUACAGUUGUUGGCAUUGUUUGUGGAAUCGCAGUGGCGGCCGUUGGAGCGAUUACAGGCUACUUCACAUAUCAGAAGAAAAAACUGUGUUUCAAGGUCCAAAGAGGUGACCCAGAGAGCGCCAAAGAAGAGAACGGCACACAGAGCGAACCUCAGGUUUUAAGUACUCUCCUGAGUUCAUCAUAAAUCUACCAGUGAAAGAGGAGAGUUGAGCGAGCCGUGAGUUCCCAUCAUGCUACUGUGAACUGCUUUACAUUGGAACGGCACAUUAUAACGACACACAUCUCAAAGCUUAAGGAUCACGGUGCACUUCACCAACAAAUGGAUUUUCAUCAUAAUUCACAGUGUGGAAACUUCUUUGACAGAUGGACACACGAAUGUCAUUUUCACACUCAUUGAAAGUCCCUGUGUCAGAUAAAGGCCUAAUACAUAAUCGCAUUUCCUUCUGCUUUGACUACAGUUCUAGUUUCUCAACAGAACUGUUAUUGAUUUGUUUUGAAUGUAAUUUCACAGUUUGAGUGGGAUGGGGUGUGAAUGCGUGUUUGUGUGUGUGCAUGUGUAAUGCGACAGCCUUUCCUGGGUGAGGCAUUUUCAUUUCAUUAAAAAGUUUAAUUUCGGUUUUUGCUGUCGUUAAUCACAUUGUUGUGUUUCAUGUCAAAGUGCAGACGCUGAUUUAUAUAAAGCAAACCUCACACUGUAUAAAGAUUCACAAAAGGACGUUUUGUUUUGACCAAAUAGAAUCCAUCAGAAAUGUAUUAAAAUUCUGUAAAUACAUAUGCUGUCGAGUUUGAAUUAAGGGUUGGUUCUGUUUAAAUGUACACAGCUCAUUGCACACAGAUUCAAAAUAAAAAUUAAAUGGCACAAAA
Molecule: messenger RNA, 1828 nt
Organism: Myxocyprinus asiaticus (Chinese sucker)
Lineage: Eukaryota; Metazoa; Chordata; Actinopteri; Cypriniformes; Catostomidae
Product: cytochrome c1-like
Exons: 21
Coding region: 165-1148 (327 amino acids)
Biological process (GO): homotypic cell-cell adhesion; positive regulation of neutrophil extravasation; T cell extravasation
Source: RefSeq, a predicted model, not a curated record